GUGCAAAACAGCACUAACUGCUUAGUGGCUUUACUUGUGGUUGGAAUAGCCGUCAACAUGCAUGUCGUUAUAAAAUGUAUCAGUAAUUCACAAGACCUGGAUAGCUGUUAAACAUGUACAUGUAACUUACUAAAAUGAAAAAAAAUCUAGACAUCUGUAACCUAGAAAAAAAAGGUAGGUUUUCGUUUAUUUGCAUUUACAAUUGGUUAUACUGGGGGUUACGGGUUUAGCACCCCUGGACUGCCGAAAAUUGUUUUUAAAAACAUUAAUAAAGAACACGCCAGUCCACCUGCCAAAAGAGGCUGUUUUAUCAUGCUGCGCCUAGACAUAGAAUGAAGUGAACGCUUUUCGAAACAACUUGGUUGUAGCAAAUCCCAAGCUAUAUUCCAAGGAAAAGUAUAGUGUGAUUCUCCGUGGGAUGGAAGAGGCUUCACCAUCUUACUUCCAUCUUCAUCUAAAGUUGCAAACAUUCAAGAUUGUCAGCCUGCCAUGAAACCAAACGGUAAAAGGGUCUUAAUACGGGGAGUUUGGAGUGGAGAAUGUCUCCAUUUAGGUUGCGACCGACUUCUGUGGGUCUUUCAUAGAGAGUUGGAAAAAGAAAAUAAAGGACGAGAAACCACAAUGACGCGGAUUUCCAGCGGGUGAAAGCGGAUUAUAUUUGCUCGCCUUCGCGUCUUCGGUAAAUCCGAAGGUUAUGAAAAUGAUUAAUAAAUUUUGCAUGGCCCAAUCUCUUGUCUAUUGGUGAAGUUGACGGAUAUCCGGUCCUAACGUGUUAGCCUUAUUCAUCGGUACACCGACGCUAGGUCAUCCGCCGGCAAUCUGAUCGAGGAACUGGAGGAUAAGAUGGACGAUUGCAUUACAAUGCGCUUUUGUUCGGCUGGUUGACAUGUGGACCGGGUCUGUAGCUUUGAUGCGAAACAAUGGUGAAAAUACCUUCUUUUUUUGUUUGUCAUAGUAUUUGAACACAACAAAGUGCUUCUGAAUGCUAUUCAGCUGUAGUCCCACGGGGCGUGUAUCUAGAUAGACUAUCCACUCGUGAUUUGCCAGCACCUGCACCAAUACGUAAACCACUGCUAUCCACCAUUGGCAUUUUUUGUAGUUAAAGAAAAAUCCGGAGUCUGGAGAGAAAUAAUACAGUGGACGGCACAAGCGAGCUCAAAACAUCCUUACAUAAUGAAAAAGAUUGUGACGGCAGGAAAAGAUUACGUGUACUAGUUUAUAUGAACGGGAUGAAUCGUUUACAUGAGCUGCAACGGCUCCGUUCAUUCCGACUAAGGCGAAAACCUUCAGAUGAUGGGAACGACGAUCAUUAUGGUAAUGAAGAACGUGAGUCAGAGAGCACAACGUCUGCGCAGUAAAUAAACCACUGUAAGCACUGGCCAUAGAGCACAGCGCGAGCAUCUGAGAGAGUGGGGGCUUUGUCAUCGGAAGCAGUGAGGAGACGGCAGUAUACGGCUCUUCGUUCAUGGUCGGCGCACAUACAGUACACGCGCACAAGAGUUGCAGUACGUACCGACAUGUGUCGCACCGGUUAGUCUUCUUAACAGGCGGUUUUUGGCUAUUUGCGCCACUUUCAUUCCGAACAUCUCUGGACGGGAAUUCAAACGCUCUUCGACUUCGGCACAGGCGAGAGCCAACAGCAGUAAAAAGCCAUGACCCGCUGGCCGGCCGGGCUGAACCGCCCUAUGCAUAUUCUGGACUCUAGUUAAUAUGCAACCGCACCAAGGUCGCGUGCCGGUCGGACCGUGUUUUGCCGCGGCAGUAGGCCUAGGACUAGGAGUGUGAAAUGUGCUGCGCUCGCUAACUCACAAGGGAAAUUAGGUGCCGGUCGAACCAUUAUUUGUGCGUCCUCCCCAUCGCGCUAACCAUGCACUAACCAAGCUGUCGCUGUUCUCUCGUUGUCGUGAACAGGAAGACUGCAGACACCUUCCAAGCUCUCCGCUUAGCAAAAAGGAUGUAAACCAUACACGACUGGCAAGAAUUACCAGGAAGUGCAGAGCAUGGGGGGAAUUUCAUCCGAAAUUCUUGACGGUUAGCGUCGACCUCGCACGAGGAAUUAAGCCACGAACGGUGCAGCGCUCGGGAUUGUCCGGAGCAGACACAAAACGCACAGGAGACGGGUGGUGAGGUGCCGUGCGGAGGAGUAUGUCGUCGUUGGCCGUGCAUCCUCAUCGCCAGAACAGCCACAAGAUGAGGUUUUGGUUUCUUUGCUUCCAUUUUGUUGUUAUCUUCCACAAGUCGGGCACUGGGGGAGGGGUUGCUUUAGCGACCCCCAUGGACACUAGCGCCUGUCCGCCCCCCUGCCAGUGUUAUUCCACGCUCACCAUCGAAUGCACUAGGGAGAGCAACAUGACUGAGUUCCCGAGUCACAUACUCGCGCCGGAGCAACUCUUCACAAGAUUGAUUAUUCGCGGCCAAAGUAAUUUUUCCGAGCUGACAGGCCACUCGUUAAGAAACAUGACCAGUUUGGAAACACUUGAAAUAUCUCGUAGUGGCUUGCAGCAUGUAUCAGACGAUGCCUUCAUGGAGACUCCCAACCUUGUUCAGAUAGAUUUCAGUGGUAAUAACUUGAAGACGUUGUCAUGGAGACCCUUCAAAUAUAUAAUUAGCAAAUUGCAAAAAUUGGAUGUCUCGGACAACCCACUUGUGUGCGGAUGUGCCCUCGAUUGGUUGGUUCCCAGGCCUGUUGCUGGUCAGACCUCGUUUGACAUAGGGGAAUCAACCUGCUUUGAGAACACAAAGAGAGAUCCAAUUAGCUUGAGAACCAUGGACAUACCAGAGGGAACAUGUACUUUACCAACCGUCCAAGUGAGUCGAAGUGAAUUUACCUUCAAUAACACGGGGACGUUCGAGGUGACCUGUCGGGUGACUGGCGAGCCGACGCCGCAGAUCGACUGGGACACAAGCUCACUCGAGAGAGAAGGAAGCGUCAGUAACUUUACUGUGGUGGACUUGCCGGACGGUGGCAAGAAAUUACAGGUGGCAGGAGCCACGGGGAUUGCCACGGGUAUGCUGAACUGCAGCGCCUCCAACGAGCGGGGGCAGAAUUUACAAAGCGUUCGUCUGUAUGUACAAACCAAACCGCAGAUCGUGUCCUUGCAAAUGAAGAAAAUGUUCCAUUCCAGCAUAUGCUUUGAGGUGAGGGGGAUACCCAAGCCCAACACAACCUUCCUCAAGAACGGGAAGUUCUUCAUCUCGGACGUGCUUAAUCCCAACAACCCCAAUUUUGUGAAGAUGGCACACUUUGACCCAGAGCAGCCACUUAGCAACGCCCUGAAUGGAUGUGUGUAUUUCACCACCCCGUCGCACGUCGACAACGCUAACUACACCUUGGCCUGCACAAACCUACUUGGCCGCGACGAGAAGGAAUUGGAAGUCAUUUUUAUCCCUCAUCCAGUGAAACCCCCGAUUGAUGAUAUUCACGAUGAUCGGAAGUUUCCGAUCCAAAACCCCAUGAGUUCCGCACUACCCCCUCCCGACUCCGUUCCCACGGCAACCAGCUCUGUCAUUACAAAAGUGGUCGUCGUUUUGGUGGUGAUUAUCGUUGGAACCCUCCUGGUCGGCCUAGUGGGCUACAGGUACCGGAAGAGGCAGCACCUGUACCGGGGCAUCAAUCAGGACGGCAAUGCUGCUCCUUUCAGUGUCAUGAGCUUCAUGGAGAAUGGUCGGGGUGAUAAGAGCGAGAUGGUCAGCAUGAUUCCCAACCCUAACUACCUACCCAGAAAUGGCACGGCUGUCCACCACAUCAGUCGGGAUCAGAUGCGCUUUCUGGGCGAGCUUGGGGAGGGAGCAUUUGGUGUCGUGUGUCUGGGAAUCUGUGAGAACCUACCUGCAGAGGGUGACGUCACGAUGGUAGCUAUCAAGACCCUGAAAGAUGCCUCCAUCGGUGAUGCCAGGAAAGACUUCGAGAGGGAGGCGGAACUCUUGACUAAUCUGCAACACGACAACAUCGUGACGUUCUACGGCGUCUGCAUGGAGAAGGAGCCCUUCCUGAUGGUCUUUGAGUACAUGGAGAACGGCGAUUUGAACAACUUCCUGAGGUGUCGUGGGCCGGACGCCGAGUGCCUGGGUCUGAGCAAGAACCCCGCCUUGCUCCCGCUCACUGUCAACGAGUUGCUCUUCAUCGCCAAGCAGAUCGCCUCGGGAAUGAUGUACAUGGCUUCUCAGCAUUUUGUCCAUCGAGACAUGGCCACCAGAAACUGCCUAGUGGGGGACAAGCUUGUGGUCAAGAUAGCCGACUUUGGCAUGUCCCGAGACGUCUACAGCACCGAUUACUAUAGGGUUGGUAGCCACACCAUGCUGCCGGUGCGUUGGAUGCCACCCGAGAGCAUCAUCUACCGGACCUACUCCAUCGAGAGCGACGUCUGGAGUUACGGUGUAGUUCUGUGGGAAAUCUUUGAGUACGGCAAACAGCCGUGGUAUGGACUCUCUAACCAUGAGGUGAUCGAGUACAUCCACAACGGUAUCCUUCUGGACUGUCCGAAGGCGUGCCCUAAGGAGGUCUACAAGGUCAUGCUGGGCUGCUGGCAAAGACAGCCCCAGCAGCGACUGGUCAUCAAGGAGGCACAUGAGGCCAUCAGCAGAUUGUCCGACGAGAACCCGCCCUUUGUCGACAUGACCGGCAAGAAUACAUUUGUGUGAGCUGAUCAGUCAGUAGCGAUUAACCUCUGCCCCAGAAGCGCUCUACACUUCAUCACGAGAUUAUGUAAAGAUGGUAUACGUAAUUUGUCCGCUGAGCAGCUGUUGAACCGGUUUCAACCGGUGUAAAGUACGCCUAGACCUAGCCGGUUGCGCGACUCGGCGCCAACCGUUUCAAAAGCAUCCUCAGAAAAUGACUGUUAAAGUGACUGGCGCUGUGUCCUUACGCCGUUUGGGCUCCCCGUGUUUUCAUGCGGGAACCAGACAGAAAUCAAUGUCUCAUUGGAUAAUUCAAGGUUCCCCCAUUCAUCGGUGUUCUCCUUGUUUCCCUUGGCAUACACAUGGGAGACAAAUUAAUACGUUGUCGGACAAUUCAAUCUAUGCUUCUCUGUUAUAUUUAUAUCUACAAAUCGGUGCUUAAAAUACAUGUAACUACGUUGCAAGUCCUUGUUAAAUGAUAGACAAGCAGUCGGUUACUCAGUUUGUGUAACGUUUUGUUCAGUCUGGUGUGUUCAUAUGUAAGUAAUGCAGUAAACCUAAAUGUUGGAAUGUAUGCGUUUCGUCAGAAUAUUGGUGAUACAGUAGUUAUCUUGUCACGGACUUUUUUCAUUUGUACGAUGCCAUGAAACUUGGCGGGAAAUUAUUGUCAUGUUCUCUGUGUCAGUUUCACUGACAGCAUUAUACCGGGUCCCUUUGAUUUAUGUAAUCAUUCCCUGUUAAUACCGCCUCGUGCAUGAUGGUGUCGAUAUAGUUAUAUCAAAUGUGUACGUAUGAUAACCAUUGCACCUUAACAGAUAUUUUCUUGAGAACUGUAAACACUUGUAUAUUGUGAAUAAUUAUGUACACAAACGUUGGUGAGGAAAUAUUCAAAAGGGAGGCCUAUUGGGAGCCGCCUGGUGUGAAUUUGCUAAUUUUUUCAAACGAGACAAAAAAAAUCCGAAAAGUAACUUGUAUCUUCGUUAUGUAGAUUCGCAACUUUAAUCUACCAUUGACAAAGGCACUCAAGCAAAAAUGCUCCCAAGUGUACGGUGCAACAAAACAUUGUUAAGCACUGCGUUGACGUACACAUCAAUGGCCAAACUUUUAUCUUGAUCGUCUGAAAGAGCAAAGUAUCUGGAGGCUAUUUUUUUUUCAUUGAUUCGUAACCUCAAUGGAAGUCACUGCAAUUAGGUUGGAGAAUACACAAAUUUGUGACUUUUCGGUAAAAACUAAUCUUGAUUCUACGUAGACCUUGUGCAUAUGUCCAGCAUGGCGUCUGAAUUCCACAUUCCUUCCACCUAUUGAGAGAUUUAUUGCAGUCAAAAAGAACAAGGAUUCAAAACUGUACUUCCAUGAUAUUCUCUGAUAUAUUUCUCCAUUAUACAUCUGCUUCUCACUACGUUUACGCAUGUAUUUACGUAGAGAUAUCCUACAUGGCUGUUUCAUGUAUCAUUUUGCUUUGCUUCCCAAAACACUGUUAAAAAAAUCGUGUAAAGAUGUGUCUUGUACAAAGUAAUGUAAAUAUACAUUGUUGUCAUGUAACAAUGAGAAAUUUGAUUUUUGUAAGAAAACAAUUUUUCAGGGACCAAGGAAUUAUCUUUUUUCUCUAAGGCAACCCUUUUUAAUUCCAUGGUUCUCAUAGUUCUUGGUAGUUGAGGAGAGUCGGUCGGUCGAAGAAAAAUCUUGGGUAUAAACAACUGCAAGGUGAACACACUAAAGCUGAAAUCAUGCAAGUUAAUCGAUUGAUGAUUAACUGUUUUGCCUUUUUACAUUGUCUUUUAACUGACUUAAUGUUUAUUUUCAUGGUUUUUGGAGAAGUAAACAGAAUAAACCACCAAUAACCACUUUGUGUAAGUUACACAGAUUGAACAAAUUUGCACCUGGCACAUUACCAUCACAUAACAUCUGGCGUUCAAAAGUUCACCAGUUCCAAUAUGGUGGUCAACACCUUCAUUAUCUAGUGUUCCGCCAGUCGAUUCAUUCCCUAUAGUCACACGUACGUUUUGUGGGGAAAUACGAUAAUUACAGACAUUCAUGUCGCAUUUUCGUCCAGAAAAUCGGACGGAGUGUUCCUUUCCUUUCAUUUUUUCGUGGUCUUGUUGCUGACAUGGUUGGCGGAAUCCCAACAAUAUUUUUUCCUUCGGUCGGGAGCAGAAAACAUGGUCGGUCGGAAAUGAAAACCACACAUUUAAAGAGGGACACCCCUGAGAAGAAAGUCACGCUACUUUUCUCCUUGUAAACUGUACAUUUCUUAUUUCAUCGAAACUCACGUUUGAAAGAAUUCUCAUACCUCACUGGCGAAACCAGUGUUAUUUCUAUUCUCGCUGAUGCUACCUCUAUUGUUGCUUUUUAUAUCAGUAUAAGUUGGUUGCAUUUCGAAGUGUCGUCCAUUGGUAGAUGUGUUACGCUCAAGAGAAUGUGGAGGACUGGAAUAUGAAAGCACUUGUGCAUGGGCCUACGUUACUUUGACAAACUGUCUUCCAAAACCCAAAGUAGGCCUGCUGUUAAAGGGAACGCAUCAAAACCGUUCUUUGAUUCAUCAUUUGAAGGGCAAUGCUUUGGACCUCUCUGUACAUUGCGUUUGUUUGUGAUGGUUUCUCACAAAGGAAACACUGCUCGCCCUUCGUCUGAUUUGUUUCGGUUUGCGCGCGAUUGUUGCUGGUUGUCCACACAGGUGCAGCAACUCGACUUCUGGUAUCUUGCGGCUGCACCAGGAUGGUUUAUGUCAAAUAGCACCACUCCAUAAUCUCCAUGACAUUCUCUUUGGACAUCGGCGUCAGACGCAUACUGCAUCAAGUUGACACUUUUUGUCUGCUCAUGCCUCAAGCUCAUAUACUCGACACUUGACACUAGAUAAACAUCACGAUAACGUCAGUGUCACAAGCGCUAGGAGGAGAGGACGAAAGAUGCACCGGACACAGAAAGGAGACGAGAUAUUGCAAAAAGAGAGCCUGCUUAAACUUAUCCGCUUGGGUUUAAUCCUCUGUUUUGCCAUUUCAUUUUCUCCGUUUUAUUUGAAUUGAGUUGUUAGGCAUAAGCUCUGUUAGAAUCCAAAUGUUGCAUGCAUGAGGUUUGCGCCUUUUUAUUCCUCGUGUUUGGUUUCACUUUCCAUUUUAUACUACAGAAGUGCUGGUAACUUCCUCUUUACACAAAAAGAGCGUUUUCUUAUGCAUUUUAUUCGCAGGAAACGCUAUUUUGUGCUUGUUUAUGCGUUUUUAUGAUGUGGACAAAUUGAACAAAAUCUUGUUGUCAUAACCGACAACAUUUUUUCGAAGUAUUAAGUUAGAUUGCAAACAAUGCAGCUCUGGAUACAGCAUGCGGUUUGUUAUUAUCUGUGUGAAACUUUUUUGCAAAAGACUUAAGCCCAUAUUCACCUACCUUAUAAACGUGAUACAUGUAUUUUUUGGGGGGGGGGUUCUUUACUUAUUUCAAGUUUAGGUUAGAAUACUCACUUGUAUGCCUCUUUGUUGGUGAACAACGCCAAACUUCCAACACUACUAUUAUAUAACGAACGAAAUCUGAAAGGGGGAUAGAUGACAAAGAAGCACUUCUCUUCCCCGACAAAAUGGGGGUUGAUAAAAACCGAAAAAAGAACGAAAAGAAAAGAAUAAAUUGGUGGAAAUCGCUGGUUGCCUUGGAAAGGACCCCCUCCACUGCUAAUGGUUUGUCAGUCUGCAGCUGCUGUGUGCUCCCCCCUUCCCAAGAGUUACGCCCCUUCCUGGUGACACCAUCGGUGGGGAAGAUUAAAUCUCUUCUCACUUGGGUCACAGAAAUAAGAUUUUUGUUUUGUCAGCUGAAAACGUUACACAGCGUAAAAAUUCUUAGUAAUGAAUAGAAAUUUACUCUUAAUGUUAUGUUUCACAGUAAUUGGACGAGUCGCUGUCAGUCAAACGAGUCGAUUUGUGUUUGAUUGUUAUUUUUGUUAAAACACAAUUGCUUCAUUAACGUAUUAAUGUUUUACUCUGUUGUGUGAUUAAAAAAGUCACUUUUCCCGUGGUCCGGGGGUAAAGAAGCCAUUUCCAUUUAUACUAAGCUGAUAUUAAGUUCCAUAUGUAUAUUGUUGUGGAAAUAUUUACUAAAAACUAUUUUACUUUACAUACAGGCAAGUUUUGUGUUUCUGUUUUGUUCUUGAUAUGAUUUGUUUGUUUGUUCGUUCGUUCGUUCGUUCGUUCGUUCGUUCGUUCG
Molecule: messenger RNA, 8802 nt
Organism: Acanthaster planci (crown-of-thorns starfish)
Lineage: Eukaryota; Metazoa; Echinodermata; Asteroidea; Valvatida; Acanthasteridae
Product: high affinity nerve growth factor receptor-like
Biological process (GO): positive regulation of kinase activity; multicellular organism development; cell surface receptor protein tyrosine kinase signaling pathway
Cellular component (GO): signaling receptor complex; axon; plasma membrane
Molecular function (GO): neurotrophin binding; ATP binding; transmembrane receptor protein tyrosine kinase activity
Source: RefSeq, a predicted model, not a curated record